Amoebophrya sp. A120 is the source of this 765-nucleotide messenger RNA. NCBI's taxonomy places the organism in Eukaryota, Dinophyceae, Syndiniales, Amoebophryaceae. The record is from the annotation of a GenBank genome assembly.
AAAAAAAACUCAAGAGCGCAAAACAGUAAAAGAAAGAAAAACGCGCCACCUUCCAGCACCCGCCGGGCUGGAAAGGAGAAAACUCAUAUAAAAGAAAAGAAAAGGCAAGGCUCCAAGCCUAGGCGGUGGCAACUGGCGGCGCAGGGCAUAACUUCGUGUUUUCCUGUGGCCCCCGGUGGCGUCGGUAUACCUCUCCUUCCGCUCCGGCGGUUUGAGAGUCAGCGACACCUCUCGUAGCGCUGUGGUUCUUGGAUCCGGUUUGACGUCAGGUUGAGCACAUGAGGAGGGUUGUUCAGCACUGGCGGCUCUUUGGAGGUUGAUCUGCUCACACGGAUGAGGUGGUAGUGUGAUGCUUAUCUGAAGCGCAGCAGCAGUGAGUUUUCGGAUUCACUCACACUGUGCGACUCCCUACGCUUGGUCGUUCACCGCUAAAACGGGUGGUGUUUGGUCUUGCUGUAGUGCCUAAGCUCUCUCAAGCUUUCGCAAAGGACUUACUCUCAGGAUUCAUUAGCUGUAUAUGUCAGACAGUUACUCGCAGGCCAUAAGAGGCGAGCAAAGGGUUGAUUUUGCUGUUCGACAACGACAUAGGCAUAAUAGAUGCAUAAAGCAACAAAACACCUCUGUGCUGGCACAUCCCAGCCAGCUGCUGAAGGUGAGUAGGACGAUGAGAACAUUCAACCACAACCCUACUCAAGUUUCAUAACUAAGUGACAGAGGACGUGUUCAGCAGCAGGAGGGCAAAUAAGUGGCGAGUGAGUGCUCUCA